Messenger RNA from Melanaphis sacchari, 4240 nucleotides. RefSeq names its product probable multidrug resistance-associated protein lethal(2)03659. The record is from RefSeq and is a predicted model, not a curated record. Lineage: Eukaryota; Metazoa; Arthropoda; Insecta; Hemiptera; Aphididae. The transcript has 26 exons. The coding region runs from base 82 to 4182 and encodes 1366 amino acids. Gene Ontology annotation, cellular component: membrane. Gene Ontology annotation, biological process: transmembrane transport. Gene Ontology annotation, molecular function: ABC-type transporter activity; ATP hydrolysis activity; ATP binding.
AGGUAAGCAAACAGUAGUUUAUGGUAGUCUGAUUAACAACAAUUUAAAUAUAUUCCUUAAAAGUUCAUAAAAAUACUUAAAAUGGAUGCAAUAUUCAAAGAAGAAAUACUGCCAAAUCCAAGAUCAAAAGCUAAUAUUUUUGAAAUUAUAACAUACAAGUGGAUCUUAAAAUUUAUCAAAAAAGGAUUAAACAAAGAACUAGAUUUAAUUGAUUUAUAUAAAGUUUUGGAUUGUGAUUCAUCUGAUCUAUUGGGAAAUAAAUUACGAAAAUUUUGGGAUGACGAAUUAAUAAAUGCAAGAACUAAUAACCGAAAUCCUAAUUUUGUUAAGACGCUAUUUAAAACGUUUGGCACAAAGUUCAUGUUUAAUGUAACCUAUUUAGCUGUAUUACAAAUUAUUUUAAGCAUGUGCAUUUCAACUAUGGUAGGACUAAUAGUCAAUCAUUUUGAAAUUAAAUCAUCUUUUGAUCAAAAUCCAGUUGGAGUAUACUUAGCAAUUGGACUAAUUUUACUAUUGUUAACAAGGGCAAUGGUUUAUAAUAGCAACAAUAUGUCAAAUGCACAUUUAUCAAUGCAAAUACGUGUGGCGACAUGUGAUCUUAUAUAUAAUAAGACUCUGCGGCUCAAAAUAAAUUCUCUAGACCCGACUACAACUGGUCAUAUAAUAAACUUAAUGUCCAAUGACGUUAACCGAUUUGAUGUAUCUUUUCCGUAUUUACCUUACUUGAUAAUUGGACCUUUGGAAACAUUUGUUACAAUUUAUUUUUUGUGGCAAGAAGUAGGUGUGUCAUCAAUUAUAGGAGUGAUCACAUUACUCAUCUUUAUACCAUUACAAGUCUGGUUGGCGUCGAUAACUUCUAAUAUUCGAUUAAAAAUAGCCAACAGAACCGACAAGAGAGUUAAUUUAAUGAACGAAGUAAUAUCGAGGUUACAAGCAAUCAAGAUGUAUACUUGGGAACCAUUUUUUGACAAUCUUGCAAAACAUUUAAGACAGGAAGAAAUUACCAAAAUUAUCAAAGUAUCAUACAUAAAAAGCAUUUUAACGUCUUUCUUUUUAUUUAACACAAGAGUAGCGUUGUUUUUUAACAUAUUUGCAUACAUUAUGCUUGGAAAUUAUAUAACCGCAUCAAAAGUGUUUGUUAUAACGUCGUAUUAUAACAUUUUGCGAACAUCACUAACACUAUGUUUCCCACCAGGGAUAAGUCUAGCUGCUGAAUUACUAGUUUCAAUCAAAAGAAUUGAGCAUUUCCUGUUACGUGAAGAAAAAUAUGAACAAUCAGAAAAAGGAAGUCAAACAAAAACCAUAAAUGGGUUUGAAAAAUCAAAUAAUCAUAGUGCAGUUCCAAAUAACAAUAAUAUCAAUCAAAAUGAUACUAAACAAUUAAGUAAUUUUAGUAUAGUCAUUUCAAAUGCUACUGCCAAGUGGUCGGACGCUCAAACCGAAAAUUCUUUAGAUAAUAUUAAUUUAAUCAUAAGACCUGGUCAAUUGGCUGCAAUAAUCGGACCAGUAGGAGCUGGAAAAAGUUCGUUAAUACAAGCAAUUUUACAAGAGUUACCACUUUCUGAAGGGAACAUCUCAAUACAUGGAAAAAUAUCUUAUGCGUCACAAGAACCAUGGUUAUUUUCAGGUUCUAUAAGACAAAAUAUUUUAUUUGGUUCAGCGAUGGAUAAGGAUCGUUAUAAAAGGGUUAUACAAGUAUGUGCAUUAAAAACUGAUUUAGAACAAUUGACGUACGGAGAUAGAACAAUAGUAGGAGAAAGAGGAGUUUCUCUUAGUGGCGGACAGAGAGCAAGAAUUAAUUUAGCAAGAGCAAUAUACAAACAAGCAGAUAUUUAUUUAUUAGAUGAUCCUUUAUCAGCAGUCGAUACUCGUAUUGGAAAGCAUUUAUACGAAAAAUGCAUAAAAUAUUAUCUUAAAGAAAAGACUUGUUUACUCGUAACCCAUCAAAUUCAAUACUUAACUAAUGUAGAUAAAAUUAUUUUGAUGGAAAAUGCAAAAGUGGUAACAGAGGGUUCUUAUCAAGAACUUCAAACUUCCGGUUUAGAAUUCACAAAACUGUUCAAAUCGUCUACUGAAACAGCAGUUUUGCUCGAUAAUGAAUGUAAAAUGAAUAAAUCUUGCAACAAUUAUAAAGCACGUUCCAUACCAUAUAAUCGACAAGAGUCUGUCUUAAGUAUUGCGUCGUCAAUAGAAGAGAGCAUAUUUAAUAAUACUAUGACUGAACCAGUUGAAAUAGCCGAAACGAGUUCUUCAAAAAAUAUAUCAUUUAAUGUUUAUUUAUCAUACAUUUUUGCUGGUGGCCAUAUUUGCAAAGUUAUAUGUUUAGUAUUGGUUUGUGUUUUAACACAAAUUAUUGCAUCAGGUGGAGAUUAUUGGUUAACUUAUUGGGUAAAUUUAGAAGAACAUUUUUUUAUUAAAAUCAAACCUUUGAUGCCUAUCAGUAAUGGCACAUCUACCACAGAUGAUCCUUAUAUAGAAUUAAUACCGUGGAUUGUAUCAAGAAAAACUUGUAUUAUUGUAUUUGCUGCAUUAACUUUCUCGAUAAUAUUAGGCGCCUUAGCUAAUUCCAUUUUAUUAGUAUCUAUAUGCACUACAGCAUCAACGAAUUUACAUAACCAAAUGUUUAAUGCUAUCACAAGAUCAACAAUGCAUUUUUUAAAUAAGAACCCAUCAGGGCGAAUUCUCAAUCGUUUUACAAAAGAUAUAGGACUUAUUGAUGAAAUAUUACCUAAUGUUUUAGUUAGCGUUAUACAAAUUGGUUUAAUGGUGAUUGGGAUAAUCGUAGUUGUUGGCAUUGUCAAUCCUUAUUUAACCAUACCAACAAUCAUUUUAAUGUUGGUUUUUUUCAAAAUGAGAAAUAUUUAUGUAACUACAAUUCGUAACAUUAAACGUCUAGAAGGAGUCACUCGGAGUCCUAUAUAUACCCACGUGAAUUCAUCUAUUCUAGGAUUGACGACAAUAAGAUCAUUUAAAGUUGAACAAAUUCUUUUUAAAGAAUUCGCCAUCCACCAAAAUUUACAUUCUUCAGCGUGGUAUUUAUUUAUUACUUUAAAUAAAGCAUUUGGAUUUUGGCUGGAUUUAAUUUCCAUAUUAUUUAUAAGUACUGUAACAUUUUACUUAAUAUAUUUUGACAACGAUAACUACAGUGGAAAUGUUGGAUUGGCUAUUACGCAAACAAUUGGAUUAACUGGUUUGUUUCAAUGGGUAGUUAAACAAUCUGCGGAAUUGGAAAAUCAAAUGAUGUCUGUUGAAAGAGUUUUAGAAUACAUUAAUAUACCACAAGAAUCAACUCUUGAAUCGCUUCCAGGUUACAGCUACAAGAAGCCACCAAAAAUAUGGCCACAUAAAGGUCAAAUUAUAUUUAAAAAAUUGUAUCUACGUUAUGAUCAAGAUGCGCCAUUUGUUUUGAACGACCUGAAUUUUAACAUUGCACCUGCAGAAAAAAUAGGAAUCGUAGGAAAAACUGGUGCAGGAAAAUCAUCUUUGAUUUCUGCAUUGUUCAGAUUAGCUUUUAAUAAAGGUAAAAUUAUUAUCGAUGGAAUAGAAAUACAUGAAUUGGAAUUACACGACUUACGAUCCAAAAUGUCUAUCAUACCUCAAGAACCAGUUUUGUUUUCAGGAACAAUGAGAAACAAUUUAGAUCCAUUUAAUGAAUAUCAAGAUCAUGUUCUUUGGAAAGCUUUAGAUGAAGUAGAACUCAAAACUGUUGUAGACGAUUUAUCGGAUGGCCUAAAUUUAAAAAUUUCAGAAGGUGGAUCUAAUUUCAGUAUUGGUCAAAGACAAUUAAUAUGUUUGGCUAGAGCAAUUAUACGAAAUAAUAAAAUUAUUAUAAUAGAUGAAGUCACUGCAAACAUUGAUCCACAAACUGAUUCUCUGAUUCAAAACACUAUAAGAAAUAAAUUUCAUAAGUGUACAGUAUUAACGAUUGCACAUCGCUUGAAUACAGUCAUAGAUUCUGAUAAGAUGCUUGUAAUGAACGCUGGCACAAUAGUCGAAUUUGAUGAUCCAUAUAUUUUAUUAAAAAAUAAAGAUGGAUAUUUGCAUAAAAUGGUAGAACAAACUGGACAAAGCAAUGCUCAAUCAUUACAUCAUUUAGCUUAUGAGAGUUACAAUAAAAGAAAAAUACCAAAUGAACGACGAUUUUCAAGUAUUAACGAAGAUGAAGAUAAACUCAAAUUAUAAAUAUUGUUAUUUAUGUAUAAUCAAAUAAGUAAUAGAUAAUUAUUGCAUAUUUAUACAC